This is a messenger RNA of Stylophora pistillata, 558 nucleotides long. RefSeq lists its product as uncharacterized. The record is from RefSeq and is a predicted model, not a curated record. NCBI's taxonomy places the organism in Eukaryota, Metazoa, Cnidaria, Anthozoa, Scleractinia, Pocilloporidae.
AAAAAACUCAUUAAUCAUUGCUUUAGCUAGCUCAACAAAGCAUUCCUUUGGCGACAGCCGGUGACUAAAGUUUGAGAAUGAAAUCCACCAAGGUUUUCCUUCUCCUCGCGUUUGUCGCCUGUUUGUUGGCUCACGUUGACAAAAUCUCCGCCGAUUCUCUUUUGGACAUGCUGAGUGCUGAAAUGGAUGACAAUAUCUCUGAGGAUAUUACAACUCGCCGUUCAAUGGCAUGCACAGACGUGAGAAGUAAAAGAUUCUGCAGUCGAUUUAGAAGGUUUUGUGGACAGGGAACCGAGAAAAAUUUAAAAUUCAUGUUGCAAAAUUGUCGCCGCACAUGCGGAUGUGUUUAUUACCAGCCGCCCAAUAAGAAUGGAUAACCAGCAGGAAACCAGCAAGAAAAGACACAAUAAAAUGCUAUGAAGAUAGAGAAACGAAUUCUGUGUGAUCGCUUAUGAUAAUUAAAAGUUAUGCCAUGCAUCAUUUCCUUCUAUUUGAAAAACAACAAUGAUUUGUCUUGUUAAAAUUAGUAAAUAAAAUCAUUUGCCUUGCAUCACAUGA